AUGGCGACACAGGGCAUGGUCACCUCGUCUGCCAUCCCCACUAAUGAGACGGAUUACCCCAUUAAUGAGAAUGAUGAACUCACUAAUACAGUUGAUGACCUCACUAAUGAGAUUGAUGGCAUGACUAUUAGAAGCUACACAUGUAAGAACAACUCAGUCCCCUACCAAGUGUCCCUGAAUGCUGGCUACAAGCUGUGUGGGGGGUCUCUUGUCAGUGACCAAUGGGUACUGACUGCUGCUCACUGCUAUAAGCCCCAAAUACAGGUUCGUCUGGGAGAAUUCGACAGUCACGAAGCUGAGGGUAGUGAACAAAUCAUUAAUGCGGCCAAGAUCAUCCCCCACCCCAAGUACAACAAUGAUACCACCGAUAACGACAUCAUGCUGAUUAAACUGAACUCGCCAGCCGCCAUCAACUCUCAAGUGUCCACUGUCUCUCUGCCAAGCUCCUGCCCAUCUGUUGGUACUGAGUGCCUUGUGUCAGGCUGGGGAGACACAGUGAGCAUUGGAAACAUCAUCUCUUCAGAUCUCCGUUGUCUGAAUAUCCCCAUCCUGUCGGACCCCGUUUGCCACACUGCCUACCCACAUCGUAUCACAAACAACAUGUUCUGUGUUGGCUUCCUAGAAGAGGAAAAAGAUACCUGUCAGUUUGAUUCCGGUGGCCCUGUGGUCUGCAAUGAAGAACUCCAAGGUAUUGUCUCCUGGGGCACCAGUUGUGAGAAAGGGAAGCCUGCUGUAUACACCAGGGUGUGCAACUACCUGGACUGGAUACAACAGAUCAUUGAGGCUAACUAAGUAUCUUUCCCGAGCCACCCUCC
This is a messenger RNA of Phodopus roborovskii (desert hamster), 815 nucleotides long. Its product is annotated as trypsin-like. Gene Ontology annotation, molecular function: serine-type endopeptidase activity. The coding region runs from base 1 to 792 and encodes 263 amino acids. Lineage: Eukaryota; Metazoa; Chordata; Mammalia; Rodentia; Cricetidae. The transcript is spliced from 5 exons. The record is from RefSeq and is a predicted model, not a curated record. Gene Ontology annotation, biological process: proteolysis.